AUGACAUUAUGCAAGCAAGAAACAUAUGAUGAAACUCUUGAUUAUCAUCGAAGAGCACUCAAAAUGCAAGAAAAAUAUUGUUCAUCUUGUCAGCGCGAUAUUGCCAAUACUCUCAAUUACAUCGGUAAUAUUCUCAUUAGGCAGAAAAAAUACGAUGAAAACAUAAACUUUUAUGAACGCGCACUCAACGUGCAAGAGAAAUAUUAUCCAACUGGUCAUGUGGACAUUGCGACAACCCUCAUUAAUAUUGGCACAACAUUUUGUCAACAAGAAAAGUUCGAUAAAGCCAUUGAAUAUCAUCAAAAAGCAUUAGAAAUUCAAGAGAAAUAUUAUCCACCAGGCAGUAUCAUCAUAGCUAAUACCAUCAAUAGUAUUGGUCAUAUUCUGUACGAUGAAAGAAAAUAUGAUGCAGUAGUUGACUAUUACCGACGGGGACUUUCAAUACAAGAGAACUUCUAUCCUAAUGGCCACAUUGAUAUUUCUCAUACUUUCAGCUUCAUUGGUGAUAUUCUAUAUAAACAAAAAAAGUACGAGGAAUCUUUUCAGCUUUACCACAGAGCCUUGACUAUUCAAGAAAAAUAUUAUGAAUUUGAUCAUAUAGACAUCGCGAAGAGCCUGAACUCUAUUGGUAAAGUGCUGUAUAGCCGAGGGAAAUAUAAUGAAGCUAUCGAUUUCUAUCAACGAUCAUUGACUAUUCGAGAGAAAUAUCAUCCAUUUCGUUAUGCUGGCAUUGCUACCGUUCUUAGCAAUAUUGGAAAAGCUCUGCAUUGGCAAAGAAAGUAUGAUGAAGCUCUUGAUUUCAAUCAACGGGCACUAACAGCUCGAGAGAAAUUUGAUGCAACUAAUCAUAUUGGUAUUGCUGAUAGUCUGAUAGACAUCGCCAAUGUUCUAAGAGAUCAACAAAAUUACAAUGAAGCCAUCGAAUACCAACAACGAGCAUUGAUGAUCCGAGAACAUCAUUAUCCUUCUGGUCACGUGAACAUUGCUUAUUGUUUGAGCAACAUCGCAAAUUUGCGAAAAAGGAGCGGUGAAUAUGAACUCUCUCUUAUAUAUCAACAGAAUUGUUUCUUAAUCCGUAUUAAAAUUCUACCACCAGAUCAUGAGGAUAUUGGCCAUAGUUUAUCUAGCAAAGGUGAAAUUUACGAAAAACUUCAUAAAUUUACGUUAGCACUUCAUUACUAUCAACAAGCAUUAGCUAUCUAUAGAAAAUGUCUGCCUUCUUGUCCUAUUAAUAUAUGGAUUAUGAAAUCGAAUAUUCAACGACUUUCAAAAAAACUUGGAAUAGAACUCAAUUAA
This is a messenger RNA of Rotaria sp. Silwood2, 1296 nucleotides long. NCBI's taxonomy places the organism in Eukaryota, Metazoa, Rotifera, Eurotatoria, Philodinida, Philodinidae. The record is from the annotation of a GenBank genome assembly.